AUGCACCCAGGUGUCCUGGCUGCCUUCCUCUUCUUGAGCUGGACUCGUUGUUGGUCCCUGCCUGUUCCCAAUGAUGAUGAUGAUGAUGAUGACAUGUCCGAGGAAGACUUCCAGCUUGCAGAGCGCUACCUGAAAUCAUACUACUAUCCCCUUAAUCCUGCUGGAAUCCUGAAGAAGACUGCAGCGAACUCCGUGGUUGACAGGCUCCGAGAAAUGCAGUCUUUUUUUGGCUUAGAAGUGACUGGCAAACUUGAUGAUAACACCUUAGACAUCAUGAAAAAACCAAGAUGUGGGGUCCCUGAUGUGGGUGAAUACAAUGUUUUCCCUCGAACUCUCAAAUGGCCUAAAAUGAAUUUAACCUACAGAAUUGUGAAUUAUACCCCUGAUCUGACUCAUUCUGAAGUUGAAAAGGCAUUCAAAAAGGCCUUCAAAGUUUGGUCUGAUGUCACACCUCUGAACUUUACCAGACUUUACAAUGGCACUGCUGAUAUCAUGAUCUCUUUUGGAACUAAAGAGCAUGGUGACUUCUACCCAUUUGAUGGACCCUCUGGUCUGCUGGCUCAUGCUUUUCCUCCGGGGCCAAAUUAUGGUGGAGAUGCACAUUUUGAUGAUGAUGAAACUUGGACAAGCAGUUCCAAAGGCUACAACUUGUUCCUUGUCGCUGCACACGAGUUUGGCCACUCCUUAGGUCUCGACCACUCCAAGGACCCGGGAGCACUCAUGUUUCCUAUCUACACCUACACUGGCAAAAGCCACUUUGUGCUUCCUGAUGAUGAUGUACAAGGGAUCCAGUAUCUCUAUGGUCCAGGAGAUGAAGACCCCAACCCUAAACAUCCCAAAACACCAGACAAAUGCGAUCCUUCCUUAUCCCUUGAUGCCAUCACCAGUCUUCGAGGAGAAACAAUGGUCUUUAAAGACAGAUUCUUCUGGCGCCUACAUCCUCAGCUGGUUGAUGCAGAGCUGUUUUUAACAAAAUCAUUUUGGCCAGAACUACCCAACCGUAUUGAUGCUGCCUAUGAGCAUCCUUCCAAAGACCUUAUCUUCAUCUUUAGAGGCCGAAAAUUUUGGGCUCUUAAUGGUUAUGACAUUCUGGAAGGUUAUCCUCAAAAAAUAUCUGAACUGGGAUUUCCAAAAGACGUUAAAAAGAUAAGUGCAGCUGUUCACUUUGAGGACACAGCGAAGACUCUCUUCUUCUCAGGAAACCAGGUCUGGAGGUAUGAUGAUACUAACCGUAUGAUGGAUAAAGACUACCCCAGACUAAUAGAAGAGGACUUCCCAGGAAUUGGUGAUAAAGUAGAUGCUGUCUACGAGAAAAAUGGUUAUAUCUAUUUUUUCAACGGGCCCAUACAGUUUGAAUAUAGCAUCUGGAGUAACCGUAUUGUUCGCGUCAUGCCAACGAAUUCUCUAUUGUGGUGUUAAAUGUCUUUUAAAUAUUGUUAUUUAAAUCAUGGAAAGCAUUUGGGAUAAUACUUCCAGUGAUAUGGGGGGGGUGGUGUGCAGGGAGAAGAAGAGGUAUCAGAGGAAAGCUUAGUUCUGUGAACGAGCUUUAGUAAGUUAUCUUUGAAUAUGUAGUAUCUAUACAGCUAUGCGUGGCUGGAACCACAUUGAGUUUUAAAAUAAUGAAAUUCAGUAUCUCUAAGGAUGAUUAAUUCUUGUGUGCCAUACAGAAGCAGCAGCUGACAGUAUUUCCCACAUUAAACAUGGGACAUAUGGUCUGUCACAGAGAGCUAGCAUAUUUUUAAUAUAUUUAUAAGGAAACUUUGCAAAGACAUAAAAGUAAAUCACAUUUAUAUAGUUAAUGAAUCAUCUUUAUUGAAAAGUAUAAAAAUGGAAUUGGGGGGAGCAUAUGGUAGCCAUACACCAACAAAGAUAAAUCAAGGGGAAAUGUCUGUAAUAAAUAUAUUGUAAACGACUUUCCAAAGAAAUGACUUGGGUUUUGCAUUGAAAAUAUUGGAUGUACAUGUCCCUCUUCAUAUAGACAUUAGGGAAGUAUAAAGUCACUAAUGAUAGGAAACAAGGUCUAAUGCUGAGGACAGUAGAUGUGGCCUUUGGAUUCUGUUUAAUUUUCACUGUUGACAAUGACUCAAGGGCAACUCUCAAAGAAGACAAAUUUUUUUUGCAUAUUUAUAGAAGAUAAAGAAAGAAAAUCUCUCUUUGCAUCAAAUUUUUCAGGUAUUUCAAAAAUAUCAAAGUAAAGAAUUAAUAUUGUUAUCAAAAUGAUCUAAGACCACGGCAUCACUUUUUAGAAAAACAUUUAAUUAUUUAAGACUAAAAGUAGUGUUUUAACCCUAUUUUAUCAAGAUAUUUGUUUUAAUUGUCCAGUGUACCUUGGAUAUAUAGGCUAUUUCUUAAAGAUAUAGACUAAAAUAUAUCUUAUAAAUUGGAAGUACGUAUGUUAAAAACGAGACAUGCAAAAUGAUGAAAGUAGUUCGUAAAUUUGGUCCUCCUGAGGGUGUGGAACAGUGUCUUUUUUCUCUCCUUCUUUUGUCCCUCAGCACUUUUUACAGUGCCUGGAGCUGGGCACCUACUGAGUAUAUGAAUGGCCAUUGAGGGAAGAAUCAUUGUACUGAGAGAUCUUGUUCAUAAUGACUCAGGCAAAUAAAAGAAAAUGUAUUUUGUUUGCAAAAUGUCUUAGGAAGUGUUUAUAUCGUUUAUAAUAAAAAAAAGACAUUUUCAAUGGACAGUG
Messenger RNA from Equus quagga, 2686 nucleotides. It is a transcript of the gene MMP13, whose product is annotated as matrix metallopeptidase 13. The record is from RefSeq and is a predicted model, not a curated record. Gene Ontology annotation, biological process: collagen catabolic process; extracellular matrix organization; proteolysis. Gene Ontology annotation, cellular component: extracellular matrix. The transcript has 10 exons. Gene Ontology annotation, molecular function: metalloendopeptidase activity; zinc ion binding. Lineage: Eukaryota; Metazoa; Chordata; Mammalia; Perissodactyla; Equidae. The coding region runs from base 1 to 1419 and encodes 472 amino acids.